AUGAAGAGGAAGAGGUUGGACUGUGCGAAAAAGUAUUCUGACUGGACUUCACAAGACUGGUCAAAGGUUAAGAAGUACCUGGCAGAAAAACAACUCCAAUUGCUCGACAGGCCUGGAAACAGUGCGGACAUGAAUCCCAUAGAGAAUGUGUGGAAGAUGCUGAAAGAUAAGAUGCAUGAAUGCAGGAUCACAGCCAAGCAACAUCUUAUUGAACGCCUUCUACAUAGUAAAUGCUCUUACAUCUGGAAUUUAACAGAUAAUUACAGAACUGCAAGACUGAAGCUUCCAGUUGCCGAAAGACACUCAGAUUUGCAGACAGCAGAAGAUGAAGAAGAUGAUGAAAUUCCAAAAAGGACAAAAAGAAGGAAAAUAGCAAACACAAGAUUUGAUAGUGAUAGUGACGGUGAUGUCUGUAGCAAACCCAAAAGCCAUCUACCUCCACCACCCAAGAUAACCCCUCCUCAAAAAUUUUCAAAAUCAACCACCAAGAUGUCUGCUGACCUUGGAGAACUUGGACAAAAUGCAAAAUCAAUGUGCAGGAUGCAUCAAUCUGACAGUGUUCAGCUACAUUCUGAAUGUAGGUCCACUGAAUGUGGAAGAUGCACUCAAGAAAUGAAAAGCCUGAGAAAUGAUUACAAAAAUCAAAGUGCAUCUACAGUGGAAGAGCACCUAACCCCAGAGUGUGUGGAAAUUGCAAAUACUGCAUUUAGACACUGGUCUACCUCACAACAAAAUGGACCAAAUCAAGACAUUUAUGGCCCCAUUCUUCGAAACAUUCUGGUUAAGCAGGAGAUGAUGAUGGAGCAAGUCAAAGUGAUUUUAAAAACCGUACAAGACCUACAUGAGAAAUGCUGUAGUGACAGUGGUUCAGAUCCAGUGCUGGAAAAAGACAUUCUUCCACUUCAAGAUCUCACAUCCAUGCAACAGCUUGAAAGUGACCUAGCAGUUGGUGGAGAUUUAAAAAAAAAACUAGUAAGGAAGAACUUUUUUAAUAACAACUGAAACAUAUACCUUCAAACAACGACAGGCUUCAAGUUGUAUUGCCUUAAAU
Messenger RNA from Erpetoichthys calabaricus (reedfish), 1051 nucleotides. RefSeq lists its product as uncharacterized. The transcript has 5 exons. The record is from RefSeq and is a predicted model, not a curated record. Gene Ontology annotation, molecular function: nucleic acid binding. The coding region runs from base 1 to 1002 and encodes 333 amino acids. Lineage: Eukaryota; Metazoa; Chordata; Cladistia; Polypteriformes; Polypteridae.